UAUAAAUAUUAAUUCGAAUGAUGAAUAAUACUACCGAAUACCCUUCUCAAAUAACUGAGACAAUUUAAGGAAUCACUUUUUCGAGUGCAUUUGAUUCUGGUAAUCUGAAGAGUGUUCGUAAAGAGAAUAGUGGAAGAGUAUGUAAAUUUUAACAUUAUUAAGUACAUUCUAAACAUAUCAAGUGAUUGGGGAAUAAAUGGUAAAACAACAAAUUAUAGAACAUGGUUUUAUUUUUCAGUGUCUGGAGUAAAUGAAGGUGAACUUACAUUAGUGAUUGCCAAUCUCUAAAACUAAGUAUAUAAAUAAUAUAAUGAAUAUAGAUGGGACUUUUCAAAGAUGGCAUGUAGCCAGUUUUUAGAAAUUGUCAUUCAUCUUAAUGGGAGAGAUUGAAAUAGCCAUGCCAAUAUCGUUUAGUCCCAGAGGGUCAUUUUGAAAUAACUUUCAAGCAUUAUUUUGUUAAUGAUUCAACAGUUUAUUUUGCUUUUUUUUAUCCAUGGAGUUGUGAAGACAAUGAUGUAUAAAAAAUAAAUAGUUAUAGAAUUUUCUAUAACUAUGCUAGGCAAUGUCUCUUUAAGUACCUGAAAUAUAUUAUGAUAAUUCAGUACUGGCUUACUCAAAAGAGGGUAGGCCAAUAAAUUUAAUAACAAUAACUAAUGGAUCAUCUUAAAUUAAGGAGGAACCAAUAUCUGGUUUAUUCCCUUAAAGUAGACCCUAACAUUUCAAGAAACCACACAUUUUUAUUUCUGCUAGAGUACAUCCAGGUGAAGUACCAGGGUCUUUUGUUAAUAAUGGAUUGAUGAAAUAUUUGCUUAAUGCUUAUGAUCCUGCAGCAUAGGUAGCUAGAGAAAAAUUUGUUUGGAGUAUUGUUCCAAUUAUAAAUCCUGAUGGAGUUUAUAGAGGUCAUUAUAGAACUGAUUCUUUAUGUUAAAAUCUAAAUAGAUAUUACUUGUCUCCAUCAAAGGAAGACCAUCCAACAAUUUAUGCUAUUAAAGAAUAUAUUUUGAGACUAUAAAAUACUGAUAGAUUUUAUGGAUAUAUUGAUUUACAUGCUCAUGCUGGUCAUAAAGGAGUUUUCAUUUAUGGUAAUUAAUUGCCUUCCUUAAGUUAACAUACAUCUAAUUGCAUAAUACCUAGAUUAAUUAGUUUGUAUUCAGAAAUCUUUGAUUAUGAUGCGUGUAACUUUACUGAAAAAAAUAUGUAUGCUGCUGAUAAAGGAGAUGGAUUAAGUAAGGAAGGUUCGGGAAGAGUAGCAUUUUAUAAGAUUUGUGGUAUAGUUCAUAGUUAUACUCUUGAAUGUAAUUAUAACACAGGAAGAAUUACCAAUAUAAUGUAUGAAGAAAGUUCUAGUAUUUAUUUUUAUUUAUAUUAGAUAAUUCUUAUACUGAUGAAUAAUUAGAUGAAAACAUAGUUCUGGGAUCUGUAUAUACCUCUAAUCCAAAAUCAUAUUUCUUUUCAAUUUAAGAUUAUGAAUAAGUUGGAGUUGGUAUUGUCAAUGCUUUUUUAGACUUUAAUCUUAUUAAUCCAAUGAGUAGAUUGUCAGCUUCUCCUUUUAAAACUUUAGCUAAUUUGAGAACAUUCUUAGCAUAUAAUAUCAUGAGAACUAUGCAUUAUAGAUUUGAACCUUAUUUAAGAAAGGUUCUUAAGUAAAUUAUUCAUUUAUUUUUUCAGGUUUAUCAAUAACAAAGAGUAAUUGAAUAGGGUAUUGAAAGCUUUUUAUGAAUAUAUUUGCAUUGGAUAAAUAAAAGAUAAUUUAGAAGCUAAUUAAGAUGUUCUAGUACAAAAACCAUAAACAAGAUAUUAAAAAGCUCAAGAAAUUAAGAAAGAUAAAAGAUUUUAAAUUUAAUAAUAAUAAUAAUAAUAAUAAUAAUAAUAAUAAUAAUAAUAAUAAUAAUAAUAAUAAUAAUAAUAAUAAUAAUAAUAAUAGAAAUAAUAAUAAUAAUAAUUUAGGAAAUCUUAAUAUGAAUAAGUUCCUGUAAAAUAAUAUCCAUUCUCUGAAGUAGAUUUAGAUUCUAGAUAAAUGAGAACUUAAAGUUAAGGGAAAACGAGAGCUAGAUCUGAAACAAAAUAAUAAUAAAUCUAACAGUAGUAAUAAUAAAAAGUAUAAAGAGCAUUUAAAAUAAAAAGAAAUGUGAAAAUAUGA
Paramecium sonneborni is the source of this 2140-nucleotide messenger RNA. The record is from the annotation of a GenBank genome assembly. NCBI's taxonomy places the organism in Eukaryota, Ciliophora, Oligohymenophorea, Peniculida, Parameciidae.